Molecule: messenger RNA, 516 nt
Organism: Ostertagia ostertagi
Lineage: Eukaryota; Metazoa; Nematoda; Chromadorea; Rhabditida; Trichostrongylidae
Source: the annotation of a GenBank genome assembly
CAAUUAAAGCCCGACAAGUUCGAGGAGGUCAGCCAGCAGAUCAACUUCCUACUGCUUUUGGUGAACCGUUUCGCUGAGGCGAAGCUCAGCCCAAUGGAGUUCGCCUACCUCAAACUCGUCUCGUUCACUUCAAAUGACAUUCCGACAUCAACGUGUGCCAGUGACACACGACCCCUGAACGUGACCGCCUGCCAGGAGCUGUACGAGCAUGUGAUGGCGUCGUCGUCGAACGAUGAUUCGACUUCUGAAGACAAUGAGACCCACGUGACGGCGACCUCGGUUGGCGCAGCUAUCGAGAGGUACUCCCGAUUACUACAGCUGCUGCCGAAUCUGCGAUGGUUCCGCGAAUCGGUGCUCGUCGAGCUGUUCUUUUCCGGUCUAAUAGGGAACCUUUCAAUCGAGACGGUGAUCCCGUUCGUGUUGAAGAUGGAUGUGAUGAACGUAUUCGAGCCAUCCCAAGGCUCUGACUCCAUCCUCCCCAGCGCUAGUUUGGCCCGUAUCCUCUCCGGCAACUAG